This is a messenger RNA of Anthonomus grandis grandis, 1291 nucleotides long. RefSeq names its product death-associated protein kinase related-like. The transcript has a single exon. The coding region runs from base 126 to 1226 and encodes 366 amino acids. The record is from RefSeq and is a predicted model, not a curated record. Gene Ontology annotation, molecular function: protein serine/threonine kinase activity; ATP binding. Lineage: Eukaryota; Metazoa; Arthropoda; Insecta; Coleoptera; Curculionidae. Gene Ontology annotation, cellular component: nucleus. Gene Ontology annotation, biological process: protein phosphorylation; positive regulation of apoptotic process; intracellular signal transduction.
UUAUUGACUUAAACUCUUUAAUAUGUCAAAAUUUAUUUGUCGGUGAGUUUAGGCCCAAUAAUUUGCUAGACUCUAAUAUGAAAUACUUUACAAAGGAGUGAUUAUAAAAAGUAGAUAUUUAUAUUAUGCUUCAGUUUAAAAUAUGUGACGGACUCUUUGAGUUGGAGAAUAAAAAUCUGGAUUGCAUUCUUCAAAAGAAAAAUGUUGAGGAUGUAUAUGAGAUUAAUUCGAAAGCACAACUUGGCCGAGGUAAAUAUGCAACAGUCCGCCGAGUAGUUCACAAGCAAAACGGUACUCAGUACGCUGCGAAAGUUAUUAAAAAAAGGCGUCGAAAUAAAGAUCAAAUAAAGGAAAUUGUACAUGAAAUAAUCGUGUUGUUACAAUGCGCAUCAACGAAUAGAAUAAUUGGACUCCACGAGGUUUAUGAGUCAGUGACAGAAAUAAUUUUAAUCCUAGAACUGGCUGCUGGUGGAGAUCUUCAGCAUUUAUUGGAUAGUGGUCAGUGUCUGGCUGAGGCAGAAGCUCGUAAGGCCAUGAUACAAAUCCUGGAAGGAGUCUUGUAUUUGCAUACAAGAAAUAUUGCUCAUCUAGAUUUAAAACCUCAGAAUGUACUGCUCUCUGAGCAAGAGAGCUAUGAGGAGCUAAAACUGUGUGACUUUGGUACUUCAAGAGUAAUACAACCUAAAGUGGCAUUGCGAGAAAUAGUAGGUACCGUUGAUUAUGUCUCACCUGAAGUGCUUAGUUAUGAACCAAUAAGUCUGGCAACUGAUAUUUGGUCGAUCGGUGUGUUGGCUUAUGUAAUACUGUCUGGUUUAAGCCCUUUCGGAGCAGAUGAUAAACAGCAAACAUUUCUAAAUAUAUCAAAAUGUGCACUCACCUUCGACUCUGACUCAUUUUACAAUGUUUCCAGUGCAGCUAUAGAUUUUAUUAGGAGUACUCUUACUAUAGACCCUAUAAAAAGACCGCAAUUACAUGAGCUUCUAGACCACCCGUGGAUUUCAUUGAAAGUAUCUCCUUUAACCGUACUUCCUCUACAAGCAAUAAGCUUAAAAGCAACCAAAGCACAUCAACGAAAGAGCUUUUGUUGCCUUUACGAGUCCGAGGGCUUUCAAGAGAAAUCAAAGAACAACACUUUAAGUAUAUCAAACUACCGUUGUCCCCUAUGUAGUGAUCUUUCACAGUCCACCGUUUUUCAGUCUAACGUUGACAAAAGGAUUUUGUGUUAAAACGUGUAUUUACUGAUUUCCCAAAUGUUUAUGGUUUUCUUGUAUUAAAAAAAAUUAUAUUAAAA